AUUUUAGGAUAGAAUUGUCAGAUGUGGAGGAUAAAAUAUAACUAAUAUUCCACAAUAUAUGUCUCCUCUUUCCAAACAGCUGUAUUUAGAUUCCAAUAUGAUAACUGAAGUUAAAGCAAGCAGCCUCCACAACCAAGUCAACCUCAAACUAAUUGAUUUGAGCAACAAUCUGAUAGAAUUCAUAGAUUCAAGUUCUUUUCCUUCUCUUCCCCAGCUGGAGACUAUAAUUCUAAGUUACAACAGAAUUCGUUGUAUAAGCGCUGCGUCCUUUACAGGAUUGUCCGGUCUGAAGGUUCUAAGUUUACAUGAUAACAAUCUCUCUGGUUUGGAUAGAAAUGCUAUUGGGGAUAUCAAGCAGAUUUCUCACUUAGCUAUUGGAAAUAAUCCUUUGCACUGUGAUUGUAAACUUCAAUGGCUUUCAGUCUGGUUCAAGGAUGGGUUUGAAGCUGGGACUGCUAUCUGCAGUACUCCAAUCUACCUAGAGAACAAACCAUUGAUAAAUAUACCUACAUACUACUUCAUAUGCAAAGGUGGAUUAGACCCUGUAUAUAACAAGUAUAAUUCCUGUUAUUCAGGUGGAUUAGAUCCUGUUUAUAACAAGUGUAAUCCCUGUUAUUCAUGUGGAUUAGACUCUGGAUAUAAUAAGUAUAAUCCCUGUUAUUCAGGUGGAUUAGAUCCUGUAUAUAACAAGUGUAAUCCCUGUUAUUCAGGUGGAUUAGAUCCUUUAUAUAACAAGUAUAAUCCCAGAUAUUCAGGUGGAUUAGAUCCUGUAUAUAACAAGUGUAAUUCCUAUUAUUUAGGUGGAUUAGAUCCUGUAUAUAACAAGUGUAAUCCCUGUUAUUCAGGUGGAUUAGACCCUGUAAUAAGUAUAAUCCCUGUUAUUCAGGUGGAUUAG
Messenger RNA from Eurytemora carolleeae, 895 nucleotides. Its product is annotated as slit homolog 3 protein-like. The coding region runs from base 59 to 895 and encodes 278 amino acids. Gene Ontology annotation, cellular component: plasma membrane. Lineage: Eukaryota; Metazoa; Arthropoda; Copepoda; Calanoida; Temoridae. The record is from RefSeq and is a predicted model, not a curated record. Gene Ontology annotation, molecular function: protein binding. The transcript is spliced from 12 exons.